Messenger RNA from Coniosporium apollinis CBS 100218, 1572 nucleotides. RefSeq lists its product as uncharacterized. Lineage: Eukaryota; Fungi; Ascomycota; Dothideomycetes. The transcript has a single exon. Gene Ontology annotation, cellular component: mitochondrial inner membrane; cytoplasm. Bases 1 to 1572 code for a protein of 523 amino acids. Gene Ontology annotation, biological process: 'de novo' pyrimidine nucleobase biosynthetic process; pyrimidine ribonucleotide biosynthetic process. Gene Ontology annotation, molecular function: dihydroorotate dehydrogenase activity. The record is from RefSeq and is a predicted model, not a curated record.
AUGGCACCCCUCUCGUGCCGCCUCGCAGCAGCCGGCCGAGUCAGUCGCCAAUGGCAGACCAAAACUCUACGCCAUCCCAUCCGGCCCACCGCAGCGCAAACCGUUCCUCCCAGAUUCCUCGGCCACCGCUUUGCCUCCAACACCACCACCAGCACCAGCAGCAGCACCACCACCACCACUACAGAGACCGCCGCCACCGACGCCCGCUCCCUCGUCACCCGCCUCAAAAACCUCCUCUUCGGCUCCUCCAUCGCCCUCUUCCUCACCUUCAGCUACCUCUACUUCACGGAUACCCGCGCAGGCAUCCACAAAUGGUUUGCCGUACCGAUGAUACGGUAUCUAUACCCGGACGGCGAAGACGCACAUCAUGCUGGAACCAAAAUCCUCAAGGUACUACACAGCUUCGGCAUGCACCCGCGCGAGCGCGGGAACCCGGAUGGCGCGGGAGAUCUGAGGGUCGAGGUGUUUGGCCAUGCGCUGGACAACCCGAUCGGCACCUCGGGGGGACUGGACAAGGAUGCUGAGAUCCCCAGCCCGUUGCUUGCGCUCGGGCCGGCGGUUGUGGAGGUCGGCGGGACGACGCCGCUGCCGCAAGAGGGGAACCCCAAGCCCCGCGUUUGGAGAAUUCCGAGCCAGAAUGCGAUGAUUAAUCGGUAUGGGCUCAAUUCAGAGGGGGCAGACACGGUGGCCAUGAGGUUACGGCAACGGGUCAGGGAGUUUGCGUAUAGGAUUGGGUUGGGACUUGACGAGGAGGCGGAGAGGAUGGUGCUGGAUGGCGAGGCGGGCGUGCCGCCGGGGAGCUUGGUGGAGGGGAAGCUGUUGGCCGUGCAGGUCGCGAAGAACAAGACGACGCCGGACCAGGAUAUUGAGGCUGUUAAGAGGGACUACACUUUCUGCGUUGAUCGGCUGGCGAAGUACGCGGAUAUUGUCGUGGUCAACGUCUCUAGUCCGAACACGCCAGGCCUGAGGACGCUGCAAAGCGUAGAGCCGCUCACGCAAAUCCUAACGGGAGUUGUCGAGGCGGCGAAGUCAAUUGAAAGAAAAACCAAGCCCGCUGUCAUGGUCAAAGUCAGCCCCGACGAAGACACCGACGACCAGAUCGCCGGCAUCUGCGAAGCCGUCUGGAACUCAGGCGUGGACGGCAUCAUUGUCGGCAACACCACCAAGAAAAGACCAGACCCGUUGCCCAAAGGCUUCGUCUUGCCGCCGAAAGAGGCAAGCGCGAUAGCUGAGCAGGGUGGGUACUCCGGCCCGCAGAUGUUCGAUAGGACGUUGGCGCUCGUGAAGCGGUACCGCCGAUUACUUGAUGAAGGCCCGGCAAAAGGCGGUCUGGAGAAAUCGCUCGCUCCCAAAAUCAUCUUCGCUAGCGGUGGUAUCGUGAACGGCAGGCAGGCGAUUGAGAUCCUGAAUGCUGGCGCAAGCAUUGCGAUGGUUUAUACAGCAAUUACAUAUGGUGGAGUUGGCACGAUCAGCAGGUACGUAGACACGACGAACACCUUCUACGCGUUACUCAGGGUUGCUGAUCUUCUUCUCUACAGGAUAAAAGAAGAGAUGCGAGACGUGAUACGAUAA